Molecule: messenger RNA, 915 nt
Organism: Acanthocheilonema viteae
Lineage: Eukaryota; Metazoa; Nematoda; Chromadorea; Rhabditida; Onchocercidae
Source: the annotation of a GenBank genome assembly
AUGGUUGAUACAAGUACUACUGAAGGUGGAAAAGUGUCAUCCCGAUUUUAUAUUGUAAGACCCGAAGAAGUUAUUUCAUGGAAUGAAAGAUUGUCGAAGCUGCAUGGUUUGACCUAUGACCAGCUCUUACAAUUGAUCUCACCAAACGAAAUGGCUGUUGAAUUCGCUGCACGAUACGGCUUAAUUUCAAAUUCAAUGAAAUGCAAACGUUGUGGACAAAUGAUGCUCUUGUGGAGCAGAAAUGGACUUGACGGUUUACAGUGGCGGUGUAUGCAUGUGGUUACAAAGCAAGAACGGAGAAAUGGCAGAAAACGAAAUUAUUGUUCGUCAUUAUCCAUCCGUCAUGGAAGUAUAUUCCACGGACAUCAUUUGUCGAUAGCUGAUAUUACUGAAUUUAUGUAUUUGUGGGCUCAAAACUAUAAAUUGCAUGAAAUUCGUCUGCACACUCAUUUCAGCAGUGAAAUGUCCGUUGCUUGGGCAGAUUAUAUGCGACAAAUUGCUUCCGGUUUUGUUGAAGCGAGUCAAACACCAAUUGGUGGUCCAGGUAUUGUGGUGGAAAUUGGACGAUUGAUUCUGUAUAAAACAAGAAUUGGUGAACAACAUCCAUAUUUGAUUGGUAUGGUGGAACGAGAAACAGAAAACUGUAUAAUUAUUGCAAUUGAAAAUUAUACAACAGAACGCCUAAAAGAGAAAGUGUUGCAAUGGGUUUUGCGUGGUACAAUAUUAAUUUCCGAUGAGGGAACUUAUGUCGAUGGGCUGAAUCAGUUGGAUUAUCCUAUUUUUAUUACAGAAACUUAUAUGGAGAGGGCACAUUUCGAGGGUUAUAUCAGAGAAUUUUUAUUUCGCAGAACGUUUCGAAAUGGGGGUGAAUUUGCAGGCAUCAUUUUAUGGGCUCCGUUGUUACAUGUUCCUUAG